Sphaeroforma arctica JP610 is the source of this 352-nucleotide messenger RNA. RefSeq lists its product as hypothetical. The annotation marks the transcript as partial. The transcript has a single exon. NCBI's taxonomy places the organism in Eukaryota, Ichthyosporea, Ichthyophonida. The record is from RefSeq and is a predicted model, not a curated record.
AUGUGGCACAUUCAGUUCCGUGGACGUGCUUAUAUAGCUCAUAAGUGGAGUAGCAUAGUAAAAGGUAGACAUACACGUGCCUUACAGACACUUCAACGCGCACAAGGCGUUACAAGGCCGUCCCUAUGUCGGCCGCAGAAAUGGACCAAAGUCUGUCCAGAGUUCCGUAGGCCUCAAUUGACAGGGCGUAAGCUACAUGUAUCAACGCACUUACAGUCUCAAGCAGCUGCGGUGGUCAGAUUGGCGGACUACACACCCUAUCCCUACGAGCUGCAGACUGUCAACCUGGAUUUUACACUCAGGGGCGACCAUGCCGAAGUGCAGUCCACCCUCAAGGUGACGCCCUUACAAG